Messenger RNA from Sardina pilchardus (European sardine), 2077 nucleotides. RefSeq lists its product as uncharacterized. The record is from RefSeq and is a predicted model, not a curated record. NCBI's taxonomy places the organism in Eukaryota, Metazoa, Chordata, Actinopteri, Clupeiformes, Clupeidae. The coding region runs from base 64 to 1401 and encodes 445 amino acids. The transcript has 16 exons.
ACCCCAUUUCCUCGUGCGCCAUUUCAGGCCUGCCUGUUCUCAGUUUAGUCUGAGUGACAACUGAUGUACCGGCUAGAGGUUUGGCUCUCACACACUGCCAUGUUUACCCUACUCUGUGUUCUUGUUGCAGCUACUGUGACUGAAGAGCAUCCAACAAUGCCGCAGAGCACAGGUGGAGAUACUGUUCACCCAGCGCGCAUUUUUGGAGCUGCAACUGGUAAGCUUAGAGUUGGGGAAGACUUUGAAGCGAGGUGCAGCACAUUUGAAUUAACAAAAGGUGAACACGUCUUUGUUUACCUCUGCAAGAAUGGAGUCGGUGUAGAAAUGAUAGAAACCAGAAAAGUGGACUCUAUUUUCACUAUAAAAAAUGUCCAAAAAGAGCACACGGGAGACUACAGCUGUGUGUUCUCCAGAACACAACACCCUACGGAUGUGAGAGGAAAAGGAGUAAAUUCUAUCUCCCUCCAAGUGACAGAUAAAGUAUUCCCAGCACGUAUUGGUACAAAUGAGCCCCGUGUGACAUCAGGGGCAGACGUGUAUUUCACAUGUAGCUCAACAGAUGCCCCAGACUCUGUCAUUCUCAUGGCAUUCCUGUGUAGGAAUAACACCAUCAUUGAUGUUGAACUGUGGGACUCUCAGAAGAGCCAGGCCAGUUUCCAUCUAAAAAGGGUGCAGAUUGAGGACACGGGUAGCUACGGCUGUUUGGUGUCUGACCGACCCAUGGCUGCAAGAGAGUUGGACACGUGUGGAAAGAAUUCAGUCUCUCUGCAGGUUGGCAAUGGUGGUAAUGGUGGCAAUGGGGAGCUGAGUGAGGAGCCGCCUGCCUGUGUGUCCGGUGGAGGCUCCAUGGCCCCCCUGUACCUGUUGCCCUCCCUCGUCCUGCUCGUGCUGCUGCUCCUAGUGCUCUGGAGGAACGGGAUACACAAGCAGAUGAGAUCUCCACAGGUCACAUCUGAAUAUGCACAUUUCCCGCCACUUGCACAGACCUCAACAGCGCAGAAUCAUUUUGAUCUUAGUAAUACAGGGCUACAGAUCCCUGUGCAAACAUUUUACGCAAUUAGUGGACAACCUGAUGUGGGUGAGACUGAUACAGGGCUGCAGGUAGCUGUGCAAACAUUUUACUCAUCUACUGGACAGCCUGAUGUGGGCGGGGCUGAUACAGCAACGUCACACGACAUGCAACAAGAUCAAGGAGACGACAUAAGCCCCUAUGACUGGAGUGAGAUCUCUGAAGAUGAAAGUUAUCAGGAUGUAGUCACAUACCAGGAGAUACCGGACCUCGAAACUCAGGAGGAGACUAGAAUAGCAGCGAUCACAGACGCAGACCCCGGUCAAUCAUUGGUAGCACCCCGAAUAAGUGCGAUGUACGCAACAUCCAAGAGAAAGAAGAAGCCCAACUAGACCUACGGAGCUGCAUCACUCUACACAAUCUCUAUUGUUUAAAUCCACUGUAACGUUUUGUAAUAACGUGUGUAAUGGUCCAUGAUAAUGGACUCUUGUAUGGACUCUCGUUGUCAGUUGAUUUGACAGUUAAAUGGAUUUUUUUUUACACUGAAAUGCACUUUCUUCAGCCAACUUUCUUUAGAAACAAAGCCACAAGUUAUAACACAGUAAAUCGUAUGAUCCUUUAGUUAGCCUCAAGGCUCUUGAUCCAUGUUUCAAAUUUGGGCGUCUGAGCACUGAAUGCUGGGGCAGUAGAGGUUCUGGGCUGUGUCUGGAGAUUGCUGGGCAGUAGAGGUUCUGGGCUGUGUCUGGAGAUUGCUGGACCGCAAACUUCAGAGAUGGGGGUGGUUUCCAUGGAAACAUGUGACAUACAGGCCUGCACUUGUAUAGUUUAGUACUUAAUGCACUUAAUGAGUGUACUUCACAUAAGAGAGUAGCCUACAGUACAUAUGGAGACUUUACAUACAGUACGAGUGUACAUACAGUAUGCAGACUUCACAUACGGGUGUAGCCGUCAUAUGCAGACUUCACAUACAAGUGUACAUACAGUGAGGAGAAAAUGUAUUUGAUACCAUGCUAAAGUUGCCUAAAAAGAGGAAUAUAAAAUCGUCAUUUGACAAUUGAUCUUAAUGUC